AUGCCCUUAUCAUAUUACUCUGCUGAAGACUUAGAUGACAAAGUAAUAAAGACAUAUCAGCAAAUGCUUAAAAAUGUUAAACUCAAAAAUCACACUGAAAGUUUAAUUUACACUUUUUAUCUAGGUGAAAUGUUGACUAAAAUGAAUCCCAAGCAGCAGACUUUUUACCAAAAG
This is a messenger RNA of Cetraspora pellucida, 174 nucleotides long. Lineage: Eukaryota; Fungi; Glomeromycota; Glomeromycetes; Diversisporales; Gigasporaceae. The record is from the annotation of a GenBank genome assembly.